CUUGGUAAAUAUGUUAAAGGAAGGCUUUGUAAAAUAUAUACUUAUUGUUUAUCCUUUUGGACUUUCAUUCAAAAUAUUCACAAAAACAAUUCCAAACACAUCACAAGUUAUUUUAUUUUUCACAAAUUAUUGGCAUCCUUGUAUUCAAUACUUUGUGCAACCUCCCUUUGCCAAGAUAACAGCUCUGAGUCUUCUCCUAUAAUGCUUAAUGAGGUUGGAGAACACAUGGCAAGUGAUCUGAGACCAUUCCUCCAUACAGAAUCUCUCCAGAUCCUUCAAAUUCAGAGGUUCACAUUGGUGGUCUCUCCUCUUCAGUUCACCCCACAGGUUUUCUAUGGGGUUCAGGCCAGGGGACUAGGAUGGCCAUGGGCAGAACCUUGAUUUUGUGGUCAGUAAACUAUUUUUGUGUUGAUUUUUAUGUGUGUUUUGGAUCAUUGUCCUGCUGGAAGAUCCAACCACAGCCCAUUUUAAGCUUUCUGGCAGAGGCAAUCAGGUUUUAAUUUUUAUCGGUUGGUAUUUGAUAGAGUCCAUGAUGCCAUGUAUCCGAACAAGAUGUCUAGGGCCUUUGGCACAAAAACAGCCCCACAACAUUAAAGAUCCACCACCAUAUUUAACCGUGGGCAUGAGGUACUUUUCCAUAUUUUUUCUGCCAAAAAACUCUGUUUUUGUUUUAUCUGACCAUAGAACCCGGUCCCAUUUGAAUUUCUAGUAGUGUCUGGCAAACUGAAGAUGCUUGAGUUUGUUGUUGGAUGAGAGCAGAGGCUUUUUCUCUUGAAACCCUCCCAAACAAUUUGUGGUGAUGUAGGUGACGUCUGAUUGUACUUUUGGAGACUUUCUGACCCCAAGACACUACUAAUUCAUGCAGUUCUCCUGCUGUGAUCCUUGAAGAAUUUUUGGCCUUUCAAACCAUCCUCCUCACUGUGCAUGCAGACAGUAUAGACACAUGUCCUCUUUCAGGCCGAUUCGUAACAUCUCCAGUUGAUUGGCACUUCUUAAUUAUUUCCAUGAUGGUGGAAAUGGAUAUUUUCAAUGCUUUAGCUAUUUUCUUAUAGUCACGUCCCAUUUUGUGAAGCUCAACUACCUUUUGCUGCACAUAAUAACUUUAUUCUUUGGUCUUACCCAUUGUGAUGGAUGACUAAGAUAAUUUGGCCUGUGUGUUACCUCAUAUUUAUAUCCAUAUGAAACAGGAAGUCAUGGCUAAACAAUUUCAUGUUCCUUGUCAUCCAGGUGUACUAAAGUUUUUUAAAUAUAAAUGGGAAUAUUCUACAGAUAUAUUUUACUCAUAAGAAUUUCUAGGGGUGCCAAUAAUUGUGGCAAACGUGUUUUAGAGAAAAACAUUUAUUUACUUAUGAGUUUUUUCCCAACUUUCAAUUACUUUACUUCAAUUAAAGGUUCAAUUUUUGUGAAUAUUUUGAAUGAAUGAUCAAAAGGAUAAACAACAAAGACUUAUUUUCACAGCCUUCUUGGCUCAUAUUUACCAAGGGUGCCAAUAUUUUUGGCCAAUACUGUAAAUGUGUUGUGAAUGCUGUUUCAUGUUGUCUUCAAAGAGAUAGUUCAUCCAAAAACUAGAAUUCUGAUAUCAUUUACUUACCAUCAUGUUGUUCCAAACCCAUUUUACUUACUUCUGUGGAACACAGAAGGUAAUAUUCUGAAGAAUGUUCUGGCCACUCUUUUCCAUGAACUCUUGACCAUGCCAAAGAGAGCUUGACUUUUUGUCUGUUCCACGCACAGACCUAUAUGGCUUCAGAAGACUUGGGAUAUAGCACACAAGUCAAAUUGAUAACUUUUAUGACACUUAAAAGUGCUUUUUUGUGUCAUUUUAGAGCUAGACAGCUCCAGUCCUCAUUCACUUUCAUUAUAUGAAAAAGAGUCACUAGGUAAUCUUCUAAAAUUGUUUUCCACAAAAGUAAGCAAGUCAUACAGGUCUGAAACUACGUGAUGGUGAGUACUGUAAAUAAUGACAGAAUAUCCAUUUUAGGUGAACAAUCCCUUUAACACUCAAACAACUAUGAUAAGCUGUACUGUAGGACAACAGCAGUCUCAGAAAGUCAAACCCAUCCUACAAAGCACCUGCUGGAGGAAGAGCAGGCAGAGAUUUCCGCUGAUCUGAGCCAGGCCUUCACGCUGGGCCUGAGAUAGAAGGAGACCCAAAUCCUGAUUUACACCCUGCCUACUCAGCACAAACAGAACAUCCAUGCUGAGAAAAUGCCGGCAGGUGUUUUAAUACUCACUGUAAUUGUAAUCAAACCUCAGAGACACUGAUGUUUUCUAAGGAGACAGCUGGGAUUGUCUUACUGCCUGCUUCCAGAUCUUCCUGCUUUGACUGGCUGACACUAAUGACUGAAGUAUUCAUCUGCAUGAUGUAAUGCUGUAAAGCCCUGCUCUCUAAUGCAUUUUGAGAGUGUCUGGUUUGGGGCAAGGGUUAGGCUUGGAAUUUAGUUGAACCGUAAGCCAUCGUUUGUUAUUUUUACUCUGAGCUUGUCGUGUGCUGAGGACAACAAACAGAAUAUUAUAAUGCAAGCAAGUGAUAAAUUUGAGAGCAUUUGGAAGCCAUGUAAUGAAUGCUGAGAUUGAUUGACACAGCAUGAGGCUUCAAUUAGGGUUAAAGCAUUGUUUGAAAACCGUACAGUCCUCAGUCAUAAUGUAAUGAUGUGAUUACAUAUACUCAUGGGGCAUGCACUAAUUUGUGUGUGUGUGUGUGUGUGUGUGGUCUUGUUUAGCUAUCCAUGUGGGGACUAAAUGUUCCCUCAAAGAUAGUAAAACCUGAAAAACCUACAUUGUGAUUCCCACAAGGAAAAGAGCUGAGUGUUGAAUGGAGUUAUGAUACCUACAAUAGAAAGGUACAGGUUUAGGGUUUAGGUAGGGAGUUACACUUUAUGGUUAUGUUUAGGUCAGGGGUUAAAUUUAUUAUGAUUUUUUUUAAAUAUCAUUCAUUGGUUUUGUGUUUUUCUUAGGGAUGCACAGAUAUGAAAAUUUUUGGCCAAUUCCGAUUUUACCCAAAAAACGUAGGCCGAUACUGAUAUUUUGCCACUUACCUUAUUUUGUCAUCAGAUCACUGUUUUACUGUGGAAUUAUGCUUUAAAAUUUUACGAAGAUGUACAAAAGCUUUUUAACUGUUCUAACAAUAUUAAUUUUCAUUGAACCUGGAUUGGAUCUGUUGAACACAUGACAGGCCAAAACUUUUAAGAAAGUAAAAUAGAAGAUAAAAAGAAAACAAUUACUAAAUAUAACAUGAUCAUUGAUACGAAAAAAGGUUAUUUUGUACUUCCAAAACAUUUUUGCACUUCUGUUUUUGCAGUACAAAACUGUAUGUGAUAGAGCAUUACAAAUUCAUACUAUGCAUUGGGCAAUUCCAUGGAAAUGUCAACCAUAUCAUGGAAAAUUAAAAGAUUAAACCAAAGAAACAAACCCCCCUUUUAAAUUCUGUAUUAUAAUGGUACAAUGGAUAAUGCCAUUCAGAUCGCUAGAGGGUGCCGCUUGCUCACACAGUGCUGACUAAAGCGCUGAAUGCAGUCUGUAUUUUAAAAUGCAGCCUUUUAAUGUUUCAUAGUCGCGUAAGGCCAUAUUGCGAUUUCAAUCUUAAUGGAUAUCAUACCGCUGUCUCAGAAGUCGAAGUCUGCUGGUUUCAAAGCAUUUUGAAUGGUUCUCUCUCAUCUCGUAGCCUAUUGGUAAGUGCAGUUUUCAUCACAUCCAUUUAUGGUGGUUUUUCCACAUUAAUGUAAGAUCGAGAAAGAAUAAAAAAAAUAAAUAUGACAUGUUCUUAUGAGUGCCAAACUUUCUACAGUUUUUACAAAGUGUGUUACUAAUCAUUUUAAUUUUUUCAUAUUGCCGUUUUCAUGCUUAUAACCGAUACGUCGAUGGUUUUAAUUUGGUCAAUAAUUGGCAGAUAAAUAUUGGCAGCCAAUACUUUGGGGCAUCCCUGUGAGUAAAAGAAAAAAAAAGGUUUUUUUUUACAAGCCAUCUUGAACUAAUAUUACAACUUUUAAUGAGAGCACGUUGAAAGGAGACAGAUUCAUACAAUAUUUGAUAUUUGUGUCAUAUUUGUAGUCAUACAAGUUUUUAUUUACUAGUAAUUAGAUUACUGGCAAGAGUAAUUACUAAUUAUAUGAAUAAUUAAGUACACUUUUAAAGUGAUAAGAAUUGCAAAUAUUUGUCCUGGUUUGAUGAGAUGUAAAGAGUGGAGAAAGAAGGUCAUGGUGGACUCCAACAGUUUUCAUUGACACAGAUAAAUCAAACAGCCAGUGCACUGUCCUUUAUGACCUUUCCUCCACACACAUACCCAAACAUAUACAGGAUAUACUAUAUAGGACCCAUGCUGAAAUACACAUUUAAAGAAUAUUAACCAUAAUAAAGUCAUGUAUAUACUUGCAUUGUGCAUGUCUGCAUGUACUGUUGUGUGCAUAUUUGCAUUACUGUUGUGUGCAUAUUUGCAUACUGUAUGUGCGUGUGUGUGUGUGUGUGUAUUUGCCCCUUUAGGCAAGUCCAUCUGCCUCCCUCAGGUCAGGCUUAGUAAAGCCUCAAUUCAGUCUCUAUCUCUCUCUCUCUAGCACACACUCUCCCAUUACUGCCAGAGUGACUAGAGAGCCAGCUUGUGCUUAGGCAACUUGACUUGGCAGUGUAAGCGAACCAUGGGGGGCCAAUCACUUUAACACAGAGCUAUGAUCUGUUGUUUCAAGGUUAUCCAAAUGCACCAGAUCCCUUUACAUCAUCCAGAUUUGCCUGGGACAACAACAAUACAUUAUCCAGUGCAUGUUGCGUCCCUUUGGGGAGGCACCGUAUCUUUUGAUUAUGACAUUGAAUGUCUGGCCGCUAUGAUCAGCAUGCAUUUCUCCUCUGAUGUGACUCUGAAUCAACUGCUUGUUUGCUUUUCUGUUCUCCUUUCCUUCUUGUUUCCAUCCCUCUUUCAUCUGUGCUGUGCUCCCCCCCUCCAGCCUCCAGCCAAAUACCUCCUGCCUGAGGUCACCAUUAAUGACUACGGCAAGAACUGUGUGGUGAUCGACCUGGAUGAGACCCUUGUGCACAGCUCCUUCAAGCCCAUCAGCAACGCAGACUUUAUAGUCCCUGUGGAGAUUGAUGGAACAGUUCAUCAGGUCUACGUGCUGAAGAGGCCCCAUGUGGAUGAGUUUCUGCAGAAAAUGGGCGAACUGUUUGAAUGUGUUCUUUUUACAGCCAGCUUAGCAAAGUAUGCUGAUCCUGUAGCAGACCUGUUGGACCAGUGGGGUGUGUUCAGGGCACGGCUCUUCAGGGAAUCCUGUGUGUUUCACCGGGGGAACUACGUCAAAGACCUCAGCCGACUGGGCAGAGAGCUCAACCAAGUCAUCAUAGUAGACAACUCACCUGCCUCCUAUAUCUUCCAUCCAGAAAAUGCUGUGCCGGUGCAGUCGUGGUUUGAUGACAUGACUGACACUGAGCUGCUGGAUUUACUGCCACUAUUUGAAGACCUGAGCAGAGAGAAGGACAUUUACAGUGUGUUACAGAGCCUGAAGGCCAGGUAGCACACGGGUCCAGUACUGCCUUGCUUAACUUUACCACACAUACAUAAACAAAACCCGACACCCAUUUCAGGACAAAUCACCAUACAUCUCUGGCCUCUAGAGGACACCACUCACCCAGCAAAGGAGCAAAUAGCCGCUACUCCAUCCAUCACACUCUGUGGACAAACCCAUGUUAUGUCCACCCUCAAUGGUCCUCAGCAGUUAUGUAUACUCAGUUUCAAAUUUUGAUGCAGAAUGGAGAAAACAAGCAAACAACAAGUCAUUUUAUAACACAAGAGUUUACUAUCUUUGAGUUCUAUAUAUUUACCAGGAAAAAAACAAGACAAACUAUUUUUCUGGACGGGUGAAAAGACACUUUUAAACUCUUCUGUUCAGACUAUGCAGGCAGUCUUUUCCGCAUCAACAGUAACUCUAACAACUGUGAUUUUUUUCCUCUUUCUCUUAUCAAAUAAAGUGCCUUCUUCUGACUGUU
Myxocyprinus asiaticus (Chinese sucker) is the source of this 5967-nucleotide messenger RNA. Its product is annotated as CTD small phosphatase-like protein. NCBI's taxonomy places the organism in Eukaryota, Metazoa, Chordata, Actinopteri, Cypriniformes, Catostomidae. The transcript is spliced from 5 exons. Gene Ontology annotation, molecular function: RNA polymerase II CTD heptapeptide repeat phosphatase activity. The record is from RefSeq and is a predicted model, not a curated record. The coding region runs from base 4659 to 5495 and encodes 278 amino acids.